AUGGCAGGUAACCCGCGAGAUAAAUAUUGCAUCGUCGGAGUGGGCGAAACCGAAUACAGUCGCGCUUCCGGACGCACCACCCGCGCCAUGGGUGCCGAAGCCAUCCGCAACGCAAUGAACGAUGCCGGUCUCACUCCCGGCGAUAUUGACGGGAUGCUGAGCUACCACGGCGGCGACUCCACGCCGGCCACUUCCAUUCAGUACGACCUGGGCAUCCGGCCCAACUUUUACAUGGACUGCUCGGGCGGCGGCUCGUCCACCGAAGCCCUGGUCGGGCUGGCUAUCGGCGCCAUCGAAGCCGGCAUGUGCGACACCGUGGCGAUUUUCCGCUCCAUGAACGGCUAUUCCAACAUUCGUAUCGGCGGCACCGGCGCUCGGGCGUCCGCUCCCAUCGGCGGCAUGGACCUGAUGAAGCGGCCCUACGGACUGAUCAGCGCCGUGGUGGCCCACACCGUGAUACCCAGUUUCCGGGACCUGACUCCCUUCGCCAUCGUUCUCGUGGAGCUGGACGAACAGCGCGGCCAGCCGGACGAACACGACGGCCUGCGCAUCACCGGCAACCUGAUGGACGCCAACUUCGACAUGGAAAAGGAAGAAAACGUCGGCAUCGGCAAGCGCGUCGAGGCGUGUUUCCUUCCGGUGGAAGAUGGCUUCAAACUCCUGCAAUGGCGCCUGAUUGACGAGCCGGCGCAAGGGUUCACCUGGGCGCACCAGGUACCCGAAGCCUGA
Messenger RNA from Geodia barretti, 729 nucleotides. Lineage: Eukaryota; Metazoa; Porifera; Demospongiae; Tetractinellida; Geodiidae. The record is from the annotation of a GenBank genome assembly.